Molecule: messenger RNA, 680 nt
Organism: Argiope bruennichi
Lineage: Eukaryota; Metazoa; Arthropoda; Arachnida; Araneae; Araneidae
Product: ATP-dependent DNA helicase pif1-like
Exons: 1
Coding region: 107-652 (181 amino acids)
Source: RefSeq, a predicted model, not a curated record
AUUUCCCCAUGUACACACACAGUACAUAAAUCAUGAGUGGCUUGCAGAAAGAGCGAUUUUAGCGGCAAAAAAUGUAGACGUUGACAAUUUAAAUCUGAAGAUACAAAUGUUGUUGCCAGGGAACUUGGUAUCAUAUAAAUCUAUUGAUACAGUUUGCGACGACAGCGAAGCAGUAAAUUUUCCCACUGAGUUUUUGAACUCACUGGAUUUGCCAGGCAUGCCACCGCAUAAUUUACAAUUAAAGGUUGGAUCUCCAAUUAUCUUGCUUCGUAAUUUGAACCCGCCCCGGCUGUGCAACGGUACGCGACUAGUCAUUCAAAAAUUAAUGAAAAACGUGAUCGAAGCCAGGAUUUUAAAUGGCAAGUUCAGAGGUGAAAAUAUACUCAUACCACGGAUUCCUAUUAUACCUACAGAUGUGCCAAUUCAAUUCAAACGUAUUCAGUUUCCGAUUAGAUUGGCAUUUGCAAUGACUAUCAACAAAUCCCAAGGUCAAACGAUGUCUGUUUGUGGAUUAGAUUUGAGAACACCAUGUUUUUCACACGGACAAUUAUACGUGGCAUGCUCUCGAGUGGGUAAACCAUCCAGUUUGUUUGUGUUAGCUAAAGAUGGACUAACAAAAAAUAUUGUUCACGCUAUAGCAUUAAGAGAUUGAUAUUGUUUAAUAGUGUUACUGUCGUAAU